AUGCAAUUGUUAAUGCUCUAUAUUCUCACAUUGGUUAACAUUUUUCAGAUUGGAACAGCAAAUGUUCUUCCAUCAUUGGAUUCCUUAUCUACAAAUAAAACAUUUCAAAAGGAAUAUUCUUUCCAAUCAAUUGAAAGAUUAUCUAACCGUUUGGAAAUAUCUAAAGGUAUAACACCAAAAACUGCAUUUAUUUUCCAACUAACCACAAUAAUAUUUCACAGUAAUCAUUCUUUAUCAAAUAAAAAGACAGUACCCAUAGUUAACCUAAUUAAAGAAAAAUUCGAAGAAUUGUUAGUACUGGAAAGUUUGCAUGGUAUUUCUGGUGAAAUUCCCUUAAAGAAAGAUAUGAUUUCAAUUACUGAUGAUAUUACAAAAUUAGCCUCACAGUAUGAACAAUUGGUAAGGAAUAAAAUAUCAUGGAAGGAGAGAAUUCUUAUAAAUAAAGGAUUCAAAGUGGCAAUUGCAAAAUAUUUAAAUCAUAAUUUGAAAAAAUUGAUAAAUCUGAAAUGUCAAACAAUAUUGUUAUAUGGAAAAGAAGGACCCCACAAUAAUAAUAGUAAUCAUGAUUUAAUUGAUUCUGGAUAUCGAAUUUUAAGACAUUCAUCAUUCGCAUUGAAAGCUGCUAUCAACACAAUUGAAUUGAUACAAAAAAAUAGUUCAAGUGCGGAAUUAACUAAAUUGAUUCAUGAUCAUUUCAAUUAUUUACCUGCCAUAGAAGACAAAAUGGUUUUAAUAGAUGGAAUCGUGGACAAACUACGAAAUGACAAGUUUAAGAUAAUGGUUGAUCCUCCAGAAUUAAAAUUUUUAAUUAAAGGAUUGAAAACUUUAGCUGAAGGUAUGGUUUUCCUUGCCUUGUGUGUUGUAUUAUCUAAUGUGUUUUGUUCCGUCGUUUUCAUUUUAACUAUUUCUGUGGCAGUGGUAAUUUGGAUGAUAAUUUUCUGGCGGAUGUUAAAUACAUGA
Molecule: messenger RNA, 960 nt
Organism: Naumovozyma dairenensis CBS 421
Lineage: Eukaryota; Fungi; Ascomycota; Saccharomycetes; Saccharomycetales; Saccharomycetaceae
Exons: 1
Coding region: 1-960 (319 amino acids)
Source: RefSeq, a predicted model, not a curated record